UCUCUUUGCCAUUAUUUAAAAUGGUGCCGCCGGCUUCGGCUCCCGGAAGCGGGCGGUGAUGGCGCAUGCGCGUUGAUGCGCGGCGCAGCCCCUUUUUGUGCGGCGCUGCGGCCUGUGGUGCCGGGGAUGGAGGAGGGCGGCGGGCCGGGCGCCGCUGCCGCGGGGCUGUCGGCAUCACAGCGGCGGGCGGAGCUGCGGCGGAGGAAACUGCUGAUGAACUCUGAGGAGCGGAUCAACCGCAUCAUGGGCUUCCACCGGCCCGCGGCAGCCAAGGAUGAUGAAAGUCACGUAGAAUCAAAACUCGAACAAGAUAAAUCGAAUUCCCAUCCUCUUCCUUCUGUUUCAAAACGAAUCGUGCUCGGUGAUUCGGUCUCCAGUGUGUCCGGAACAACUGACCAUGCAGUCAGUAUGGGAGACCUCAAAGGGGAGAAGGACUUGUUCAGUAAGACCCCGCAGCUUGUCAGUGAGGGUACAAGUGAGCUCCGGCACCGUAACAGAGGGGAGCUGCCAUCUGAAGCCACAGCACGGCCACCCAGGCAUGGAUUAGAACAAUACUUAUCCAGGUUUGAUGAAGCUCUGAAGCUGAGGAACCAGCUAAUGAAUGAGAAGCCGAGCCAAGAGAACGGGAAUGCGGUGGAGGAGUUUGAUUCUUUCCGCAUAUUUCGAUUAGUGGGAUGUGCUCUGCUUGCCAUUGCAGUGAGGGCCUUUGUGUGCAAGUACUUGUCAAUAUUUGCACCAUUUCUUACUCUACAACUUGCUUACAUGGGACUAUCCAAGUACUUUCCAAAGAGUGAGAAGAAGGUGAAAACUACAGUACUAACUGCUGCUCUGUUACUGUCUGGAAUCCCUGCAGAAGUGAUCAGUCGCUCUAUGGACACCUACAGCAAAAUGGGAGAUGUUUUCACAGACCUCUGUGUCUAUUUCUUUACUUUUAUCUUUUGCCACGAACUCGCUCUGUUAUUUGGCUCUGAAGUACCAUGAUGGCUGUAAAGUUCAAUGCAAUACUUACACUAAAGCUUUCUGGUCUGUACACCUUUAACAUCUGACAGGUUGAAACCUUAGUUAACGUUCUUUCCUGUUUUUGAAUGCUUGAAAGGAGCCUUAAAUCCAGUCAUCUGGGAGAUGGAACAGCAAGGUCCCAGGCUGCCAGUCAUAUUAGUUUGGUUUAUGUAAAUACUGUGUCUGCCCACUGAAAAUGUGAAGCAUAGAAUGCAAGUGUUGCUGGAUGAUUUGUUUAGUGCGGUGAUGCCCUUCCCACCUCCAUAAAGAUUUACGAAGCUGCCUUUGUUCCUUCUGCUGAGAGCAAAGAGAAUUGCUUUCAGCAGAGCCAUAUAUAUAAAUCUAGUAUGAAUAUAGCUAAUAGAGCUUGUCUGUGAGUCCCAGCAGCCUGUUGUUGCACUUGUUUUUCCAAGGAAACAAACCAGAAAUACCAACUCACAUCAGGAGGGGGAAGUUGGACAGAGCAGCCACCGAGCUGCAAUGUCAGAUGUUUGUUAGAUGUAAAAAUAGCUUUUUGCAGGGCUGCCUAUGACGGGUUUUUUCCUACAUGACCUUCAUUAUCUCGAUACGUUCACGAUCAACCAGUUGCAUGUAAACAGAACCAUCAUUGCCGAGGAGUUCUGCUACUGCUGUGCCACCGUCCUACAGCCCAGCACUGUCAAUAGGGCCUUUGAUUCAGCAGAUCUGUGGAUGGUAACUGAGUUGCUAACCAUUCCCUUCACUGUUUUGCCCCAAUGAAAUCCUAUUAGCUAUCCCUGUUUUAAACCCCACGCGUUACACGUGAGAGUAAAAUAAGAAACAAACUGCUGUUUUUAAUUGACUGCCACAUAUAGAAAGUGUAUUUGUCCUAUGGGUGUCCAGCCGUGUAGCUGAAAAAACAACAGAUAUAAGUGAGUCCUGGCUGAAGGAGCAGGUUAAUGAAUGUUCUUGUUUUCCAUUGUAAGGAUGUUGGUGAGGUGUCAUUCCAAAUAGCCAGCACUGGGCUUCAGGCUCUUAUGUUAGAUACAUUUGUGGCAUGACGGCCUGUGUAUCACUUUAACAGUUGUUUGUUUCUUUAUUUUCCAAUGAAUGUUGUAUUUCAGGUGUCCGAGGCUGGGUUGGAAAAAGUUCUGACUUAAACCCGUUAGCACAGAUAGAAGUAAAGCUCCUGAGAUGGACAGGAGUCCCACCACAUUGAAAUAGCUGCUGGGCUUCCAGGUGGGGCUGGAACAUGGACCUGUUGUCUAUGAGGGAUGGCAAAGGGCUGGUUGGGGCUUCUGCUGGGCAACUCCUCACCUUAGGCCAAGAAAUGAAUCUCCUUCAUUCCGUUUUAACUUAUCUUUGUGGAUGGAUGUUGUUUAAUGUCUAUUGCUGAACCGAUUGUUUUCUAUUAAAUUUGUUACCCCCUUC
This is a messenger RNA of Coturnix japonica (Japanese quail), 2388 nucleotides long. It is a transcript of the gene CAMLG, whose product is annotated as calcium modulating ligand. Gene Ontology annotation, cellular component: GET complex. Lineage: Eukaryota; Metazoa; Chordata; Aves; Galliformes; Phasianidae. The record is from RefSeq and is a predicted model, not a curated record. Gene Ontology annotation, biological process: tail-anchored membrane protein insertion into ER membrane.